Molecule: messenger RNA, 1826 nt
Organism: Rana temporaria (common frog)
Lineage: Eukaryota; Metazoa; Chordata; Amphibia; Anura; Ranidae
Product: neuronal acetylcholine receptor subunit alpha-3-like
Exons: 6
Coding region: 186-1694 (502 amino acids)
Biological process (GO): signal transduction; nervous system process; monoatomic ion transmembrane transport
Cellular component (GO): neuron projection; synapse; postsynaptic membrane
Molecular function (GO): acetylcholine-gated monoatomic cation-selective channel activity; transmembrane signaling receptor activity
Source: RefSeq, a predicted model, not a curated record
CGUUACACAUUGCAUAUUUGAAGCCGUUGUUUGCUGGUAAUUUGUGGUUUGUUCAUGCUUAUACAAGGGAGAGGUUGUGCUGGGGGAGGAGGACAAAGCUGCUUUAUUGCUCAUAAGUUUAUCAGAUAGUGUAGUGCAGACCCUUGUUUUACAGCAUCUGCUAGUGUCAGUCUGACUACACCCCUAUGGAUCUGCAUGUGUGUGUUUUCCGUAUGUUGGAGACAAUGAAGUGGCUGUAUGUAUGCACAAUAAUUCUGGCAUUAAGUAAGGUGUGUGCUUGUUCUAAUGCUGAGCACAAGUUAUAUACAACCUUGUUUGAAAACUACAACCCAUACAUUCGACCAGUGGAAAACGUAUCCGAUCCUGUAAUCGUGCAGUUUGAGGUGUCAAUGUCCCAGCUUGUCAAAGUGGAUGAAGUUAAUCAGAUCAUGGAAACCAACCUUUGGCUGAAACACAUAUGGAAUGACUACAAGCUGAAAUGGGAGCCAAGUCGGUAUGGAGGAAUUGAGUUCAUACGAAUACCAUCUUCAAAAAUAUGGAGGCCAGAUAUCGUUUUGUAUAACAAUGCGAUUGGAGUCUUUCAAGUCGAUGACAAAGCCAAGGCCAUAUUAAAGUAUACAGGAGAUAUAACCUGGAUCCCUCCAUCUAUAUUCAAGAGUUCUUGCUGGAUAGAUGUGACAUACUUCCCCUUUGACUACCAGAACUGCACCAUGAAGUUUGGUUCCUGGACAUAUGAUAAAGCCAAAAUUGAUCUCGUUAUGAUUGGCUCUGAAAUGAACCUGGAAGACACUUGGGAGAGUGGAGAAUGGGUAAUUAUCAGUGCCCCAGGAUACAAGCAUGAAAUCAAAUACAACUGUUGUGUAGAAAUUUACCAGGAUAUUACAUACUACUUAUAUAUCAGACGUCUCCCAUUGUUCUACACUAUUUACAUUAUUAUCCCUUGCCUUCUCAUCUCUUGUUUGACCAUCCUAGUUUUCUACUUACCCUCAGACUGCGGAGAGAAAGUCACACUGUGUAUGUCUGUUCUUUUAUCACUGACUGUAUUUCUCUUGGUAAUUACUGAAAUCAUCCCUUCAACAUCCCUGGUGAUCCCUCUGAUUGGAGAAUACCUACUUUUCACAAUGAUAUUUGUAACCCUCUCUAUUGUUAUAACUGUGUUUGUGUUAAAUGUUCACUACAGAACUCCCAAAACACAUACAAUGCCUAGCUGGGUCAAGAAAAUAUUCUUGGAACACCUCCCCAAAAUAAUGUUCAUGUCAAGACCAUCUAAAGAAGAAAGAAGUGCGCUAAAGUCACUCAUGAAUUCGGACAUCUUCAACGUGACCAGCAUCUGUAGCUCUGAGAAUAGAAGCUGCAAUGACCAAGUGUUUUGUCAGGACAGUUCGUGUCCAUGUGGACAGAUGAAGCGAUUGUAUACCUCAGACACUGGAUGUAACCUUACUCGAGAAUCCAGCCUAGAGUCUAUCGACAAUCUGUUGACAAAAUCCUUGUUAUCCCUAGAAAUGAGAGAAGCUUUAGAAAAUGUACAUUUUAUUGCGGAGAACAUGAGGAUGCAAAACGAAGCUAAAGAGAUUCAGAAUGACUGGAAAUAUGUCGCUAUGGUCAUUGAUCGUAUCUUCCUCUGGGUUUUUGUACUGGUCUGCAUCCUGGGCACAGCUGGACUUUUCUUGCAGCCCCUGAUAUUUGGAGAAUAAAGAAGAGCUGUUAUUCCAUGUAUAUAUUGAAAAGGAUGUUCAUGUUUCUAUAUGUAAAGGAAAGGGAGUUUAAUAAGACACGUGGCCACUCACUAAAAUUAGAAGAAAAGAGGUUUAACCUUAAACUACAUA